AAACAGGCCGACGUUACUCUUGCGUGCUAGAAUAAGGACAAACCAAUCUCACUGACAAGCAAGCAAGCAAGCGAGCAAGCAAGCAAGAAGCAAGAAGACGAAGAAGAAGAAGACGAAGAACACCAACCAUGGCUGUGCGCUUCACGUCCAUCGACCUCACUGACGAGUUUGCUGACAUCAUCAACGACUCCUCUGAGCCCAUCGACCUGGAAGGCUACCAUGUUGAGGACGUCCAGGGUGCGAACAAGAGCCACCCUUUCUCCUCGUAUGUGAUUGCCCCGGGCCACACCACCCGCUUCUGGACCACGCCAAAGGCUCAGUCAGGGCUGAAGGAGGACGAGAACAACCUGUUCUGGCGCAACAAGAACGGAGCCCCGCGCGCGAAGAACGUGCUGAACAACGAGGGCGACGGCCUGCGGCUCAUCUCGCCGGAGGGCACCGUCGUGUCGUCCAUCUUUGUCAGCGAGCAGACGCAUGCGGACUCGAUGCUGCAGUCGCGCCUCUCCGUCUCGGAGGAAGGCGAGCAGCAGCCGUCGACAGAGCAGGAGGAGGAGGGCGACACAGAGGGCGCACAGGACGAAGAUGAGCAGGCAAGCGCCGCCAUGGCCACGGAGGAGGACACCGACCAGACGCAGCCCGUAAGCGCCAACGUCUCCUUCUUCAAGACUCGCGCAUCCCUCGGAAGUCAGUUUGAUCCAACAGAGGGCCUGUUCCAGCGCUUCUGCGAGGAGAUGGACGAGAUUGAGGCGCGCGUGCUGAACAAGUACAAGCAGAGGAUCACAGCCAACUGAACACCGUGCUAGCUGUCGCCGUGCUAGCUGUCAACGUCCAAGCGCCAACCACGCCUUCCUCCUGCUCCGCGCCCGCUUGUUGCUGCGCUGCCUGGUUUUGUGUUGCGAUUGCGUCCCCAUGUGUCUUUGUUCCCAAUUCUCGCCAACGCUGCGCAUCCGCACAAGCCUCCUUUGCUCUCCCUCCUCGUUUCAACACACGACUGAACAGCCGCGCUGGUUCUCUUGUGCGGUUCCGUAUGUUCCUUGUUCAUGUGCAUGUGUGUGUGCGUGUGCGUAUGGGUGCAUGUGCGUGCGUGCAUGUAUGUGUCUUAAUGUCAGUUCUGUGCUCAUGUUCCAUCAUCAAUCAGCAUUAAACGCCUUGCAAGUCA
Messenger RNA from Salpingoeca rosetta, 1159 nucleotides. RefSeq lists its product as uncharacterized. NCBI's taxonomy places the organism in Eukaryota, Choanoflagellata, Craspedida, Salpingoecidae. Bases 129 to 791 code for a protein of 220 amino acids. The transcript is spliced from 5 exons. The record is from RefSeq and is a predicted model, not a curated record.